Molecule: messenger RNA, 321 nt
Organism: Eutrema salsugineum
Lineage: Eukaryota; Viridiplantae; Streptophyta; Magnoliopsida; Brassicales; Brassicaceae
Product: ubiquitin-conjugating enzyme E2 28
Exons: 3
Coding region: 1-321 (106 amino acids)
Biological process (GO): protein polyubiquitination
Cellular component (GO): nucleus
Molecular function (GO): ubiquitin conjugating enzyme activity
Source: RefSeq, a predicted model, not a curated record
AUGAGGCCCAAAAGUUCACCUUAUGAAAAUGGGGUUUUCAAAAUCACCAUGCACUUUCCUCCUGAUUACCCGUUCAAGGCACGGAAUGUCUCGUUCAACACAAAAAUCUUUCACCCAAACGUGGGUGUCUAUGGCAACUUCUUUCUUAAGAUGUUGAAAAAUGAAUACUUCUCGCCCAUCUACACCAUCAAUAGAAUCCUCACCGAACUUCACGAGAUACUAACUGCCCCAGAAAUAAAUGAAGGGGACUACUUUGAUGAAACGAUAGCCAAACUUUACGUGGAAGACAAGGCUGCUUUUGAUUCAAUUGCUUGUGCAUGA